GCUCAUGAUAGUGAGGAGUUGGCGCAAAAAUUAAGCUAGGGUUACCAAGAUAGAGAGAGCUCCAUGUAUAGCGAUGAUAGUGAUUGCGUGGUGUUGGAAGAAGAUCCCGCCGAGUCGGUGAAACCAAGGCACGGCAAAAGGAGCUAUGACUCCGAUGAUCUGAUUGUUGUUAGCGAGAAGGGUCCGGUUGCUUGUAGAGAUUAUCCACAUCCUCGACAUCUUUGUGUUAAAUUUCCUUUUGCCUCUACUCCGCACGAAAAUCACUGUGACCUUUGUCAUUGUUAUGUUUGUGACACACUGGUUCCAUGUGGCUUCUGGGGAAAUGGCUUUUCGAGAGAUAACCAUUGUCAUGCCAGUGAUAAGCAUGAGUUUUGGAAAGCCCGUCGAAAAAGUACCAAAGGAAGUGAUGUAGUCCAACCAAGAGUUCACAAUAGGUCCAGUACUGUUAAUGUUACGCCAAGAGAACCAAUCACUUUUACUGACCGUGACCUCCCAAGGUACCAUCACGAUGGGGAUGCGUUAGUCAUCAGUUUAUGCAUGAGCAUUCGCAAGAUUGAAGUUAGGAGGGUCUUGGUUGACAUAGGGAGUAAUGUCAACGUCUUGUACUUUGACGCCUUCACAAAGAUGGGAUUGUCUAGGAACCAGUUGCGUCUAGACAGGCCCCAUUUGGCCGACUUCUUGGGGACUUCAGUCGAGGCAGAAGGAUCGAUACUGCUCCAUGUUGAAAUCGGAGAGCAUCCACGAGUGAAAACGAUGGCAAUGGAAUUUGUGGUCGUUGAUUUGGAAAGUGCAUAUAAUGCCAUCCUCGGCCAACCAGGCGUAUGUGAUAUGGGCGGUGUCAUAUCAAGCCAUCACUUGUGCAUGAAGUUUGACACUCCCAAUGGGGUUGGAGUUGCUAGAGGCGACCAGGAGAUGUUAAGGGUUUGCGAAACGAUUGCCCGCGAGAAUAUGGGGAAGAAGUGUCUCCACAUUAAUUCCGUUACUAGAAUAUAUCCAGUUACACGGCGCCGAGUUUGAGAUUGAGCUGGAAGAUGGAUGUCUUAAAAUGUCAUUUCCUUUCCCUGUUUUUCCUUGAAAUUCAUGUAGCUCUUUUGAAGGCAUAAUUCCUCCAUUCUGCUUCUUGAACAUCGGAUUGCAAUAUUCUCACCUGCUUUUUCCUUUAGAGCAUCUCCAACCCAUAAGCUAAAUGCUAAAAAAUAAACUUUAUAAAAGCUAUACACCGCCCAAAAAAGGGCUCCAAGGGAGUAGCUAAAAAAUGAAAGCUCUUCUAUAUU
This is a messenger RNA of Cuscuta campestris, 1274 nucleotides long. The record is from the annotation of a GenBank genome assembly. NCBI's taxonomy places the organism in Eukaryota, Viridiplantae, Streptophyta, Magnoliopsida, Solanales, Convolvulaceae.